AUGUUUGACGUUCAAAUAACUCUAUAUAUAAUAAAUGCUUUGGCUAAUCGUGCUGCUGGCAAAGGUUAUGAAAAUGAGGCAUUUUAUGAAAAUAUUAAAUUUCAUUUUCUUGGUAUUGAAAAUAUUCACACACAAAGAGCUAGUUUGCAAAAGUUAAUUGAGGCAUGCGAACAGAAAAGCCCAACAAUGAGUGGAUUUCUGAAUGCUUUAGAAUCUUCUGGUUGGCUUAAGCAUAUACGUUCUAUUUUGGAUACAUCAAGUUUUAUUUCGAAUGUUGUUGACAAGGGUGUAUCAGUGGUAGUACACUGUUCGGACGGUUGGGAUCGUACCGCACAAGUAUGUUCAUUGGCUUCCUUAAUGUUGGAUCCCUAUUAUAGGACCAUUAAGGGUUUUCAGGCUCUUAUUGAAAAAGACUGGUUGGCUUUUGGUCAUAAAUUUAGUGAUCGUUGUGGUCAUGUACAGAAUGAUGCUCGUGAAGUCUCCCCUAUUUUUACACAAUUUCUCGAUUGUACUUGGCAAUUGAUGUCGCAACGUACGGAUGCUUUUGAAUUUAAUGAACGUUUUCUUUUAAUUCUACACGAUCAUGUGCACUCCUGUCAGUAUGGUACAUUUGUGGGUAAUUGUGAAAAGGAUCGUUUAGAUUUGAAAUUGGCCGAAAGGACAUUUUCUCUAUGGGGCUAUAUGGCCAAUCAUAUGAAUGAGUAUAUUAAUCCAUUGUAUAAACCCAAUAUUGAUGAAACAAUUAAAGCUAAUUUGGCACCGCAGUGUAUUAAAUUUUGGCGUGGCAUGUAUAGUCGCUUUGAAAGUGGUGUACAUCCUCGAGAACCUUUAGGUGAUUUGCUUUUAGCCAGCAAAGAUCAUACCACAUCUUUAGAGGAUCAUGUACAGCAUUUAACAAAGCGUAUUGCAAGUUUUAAAAAUUAUAUUUCAAAAUCUGCUAAAAAAUUACAAGAUGCUACUUCUACUAAGACAACAACCAAAGAACCUACCAAUACCACAGAUACUAAUGAUAAUAAAUACAAUUAUGAUAAAAAGAUGAGUGAAUUAUCAUCAGCCGAUGAUGAUCAUCCUUUAAAACCUGCCGGAGGAGUUGGAGAAACUGUUACUAGCAGCAGUGGAGGUGGUGGCAUGUCAUUUGCUAGUUUGUCGCUCUCCGAUGAAGUCGAUCCCAGCACCCUAAAUGAGGAAAUCAAUUCAGUGGCCGUUGAUUGGAAAUCAAUGCGCAAUGUAACCGCUUGUUCUUGCUCCACACCAUUCGAUCAGUUUAGUAAGAAAACACAUUGUUGGAAAUGUGGUGAUAUAUUCUGUGAACGUUGUAUCGAUAAGAGUAUUGCAUUGCCGGGACAGGAUAGUGGCAAACCGGUGCCAGUAUGUCGUACAUGUUUUCGUUUGGUACAAAAGAUUAGCCCAUAAAUUCAUAAUGAAACAAAAAUUAUUCGGUCAAACGGAAUUCCUUUAUCGCUUGUUUACUAAGCGCAAAUCUGCUGUGUUAAAUGUAUGGGAUGGAUGAGACUAAAAAUGAGUUUUGUUGGAUGACUUAUAGAUGGAUAAUGGCUAAUGCUUACAAAGAAAACUAUAUUACUAAAGAAAACAUAAUAGCGUGUCUCUACUCACUCUGUGUGUGUGUGUCGUCUGUGUGAAUGUCUUAAUCGAAAGAUUAUUGAAAAAAUACAAUUAUUCCAAAAUCAAAAAACAAAAACUUGUAUGUCUGUAGUAAGCAUGGAUGUGUUUUCUUCUUUUAUGUAUAAAAAAACGUUAAAGGC
Molecule: messenger RNA, 1763 nt
Organism: Lucilia cuprina (Australian sheep blowfly)
Lineage: Eukaryota; Metazoa; Arthropoda; Insecta; Diptera; Calliphoridae
Gene: Mtmr6
Product: myotubularin-related protein 6
Exons: 8
Coding region: 1-1413 (470 amino acids)
Biological process (GO): dephosphorylation
Molecular function (GO): phosphatase activity; metal ion binding
Source: RefSeq, a predicted model, not a curated record